This is a messenger RNA of Dentiscutata erythropus, 975 nucleotides long. The record is from the annotation of a GenBank genome assembly. NCBI's taxonomy places the organism in Eukaryota, Fungi, Glomeromycota, Glomeromycetes, Diversisporales, Gigasporaceae.
AUGAGCGAACAAGAUCAAUUAAGUUUCUUGAUUGAUACUCAACCAGCUUCCCGUGUUUGCGUCUUUGUUAAUUCUAUUAGCAAUCCUGUGGCUCAAAAAGUGAUUGACGAUUCGUCGUUAAUCACACUUCCAUUUCCGCCUACUAUUAAUCCUCAUGACCUUGUCGUUCCACGCCCAGAUGGUCAUGUUUCUCGGCCUCCUACAACCUUUAUUAUUUAUCGUAGAUUAUUUUUUGAAACCGCACGAGCUGCCGGCUAUAAUUUCCCAAUGAAUGUUAUUUCUUCAAUGGCGUCUAAAUCAUGGGAAAAAGAAUCAGAUAGCGUUAAAAAAGAGUAUAGAAGAAUUUCGAGAGAAGCCUUUAAUUACUAUAAUGAAAUAUUUCCUAAAAGCAAGCCUCAAAAAAAAAGAGACCUAUGGAGAACUGUUUCAUUUGAUAAAUCUACUCGUAAAGCUAAAAUAACCAAAUCUAUAAAGUCAGUUAAUAAUGAUAGGUCUGUAAAAUCAUCAGAGCUUGAAUUUACUCUUAACCAUGAUUUGCCGUUGUCGUCACCUGAUAUUUCCCAAAUGCCUAGUAAUCUAAAUGUUAAUUCUCCAGAAUUAAAUCUUGACUUAAAUGUCAAUAGAACUGAUUUAUUUGAUCAAAAUGUCUAUCGAAGUCCUGAUAUAUCCAAUAAAGAAUUUAAUUCGGAAUUUCUUUCUACCGCUACACAAUAUUUUGAUUUAUCGAUUCAAGCGAAUCAACAAAUCAUUUUGCAAGCUACGGAGAAUAAUGUCAAUGAUAACUUGUUUGUUGACGAAGGUCAAUAUGAAUUUGGUGCUUCAGGCUUCUCUAAUGAAAUUCUAGAGACAGGUCAAUUCGGAAUCUUUGAUACUCAAAAUUUUAGCACUUUAGAUAAUUUUGUCUGUUCUAAUAAUUCAAAUGAGAUGAAUGAGAUGUGUUCUGAACAAUCAUUCUCUCCUAACCUAUUAAAUUAA